Mycetomoellerius zeteki is the source of this 468-nucleotide messenger RNA. Its product is annotated as cytochrome c oxidase assembly factor 6 homolog. The coding region runs from base 204 to 437 and encodes 77 amino acids. Gene Ontology annotation, cellular component: mitochondrion. The transcript has 3 exons. NCBI's taxonomy places the organism in Eukaryota, Metazoa, Arthropoda, Insecta, Hymenoptera, Formicidae. The record is from RefSeq and is a predicted model, not a curated record. Gene Ontology annotation, biological process: respiratory chain complex IV assembly; mitochondrial ATP synthesis coupled electron transport.
GCUGGUACCAGCCCUGGCGACUUAUGGUUCGACCGGUUUGAUGAAUGGCAAACGAUUUUUGCAAUUAGGACUCACUGAUAGUACGACGAUAUUGAUUCUUUACUUAAGUCGAACAGGACAGAGCUAAAUGAUUGCUCUGUAUAUGAGAUAGUACAAAAUAGUCGUUAAUAACUGUUUUCCACAUUAUUACGACUACAUUCAGAAUGUCUUUUCCAAACAAAGAAGAUCGCAUAAAGUGCUGGAGUCGCAGGGAUGAAUAUUGGCAAUGUCUCGAUGAAGGCAAAUCUCAAGCGGAAUGUGUAGAAUUUAGGAAACAAUAUGAAAAAUUCUGCCCAUCUCAAUGGGUGAAACAUUUUGAUCGUAAGCGAGAUUACUUGAAGUUCAAAGAGCAAAUAGAGACGGGGGGGUAUGUUCCUGAAGACCCAAAGGAAACAUAAGAUACUAAUCUUUCGAUUUUACUGUAUUCAU